CUCGAUCCCCAGAAGUUAAUUAUCUCCUCGACUUAAUCCACAUGCGAUUAUCAUCAUAGAAUGCACCCCACUUGCUGAGAGCUGUGUUCGACGAGAAUACCGUCUGAUCAAAAUGGAAAGCGCUGCUGGCAACACAGUGCCCGAAAUCGGCUACGGUGCACAUUAUGGUAAGACCUCACCCGACGAAGUCAAGAGGGGUUGGCGCAUCUAGAUGCAAGAUAACGUAGUUGUUCAAAUACACUUCAUCUGCCAUCUCUCCAGUGAAACUUCGAGUGGUUGACACAAUACCAUAUCGAAUCCGAAGAGCGAGCAAUGUCUCCUUCGUAUCCUAACAGCCAGCGACUCUUAGCCCUGCUGAGCCAACGAGUUUCAGUUCAUCCCGCCCACAAUGCAUCUCUUACACGCCCACAGUAUCGAUACAUGUCGACUGCCUCAAAGACGCCGCAAGCUCUGCCGCCACAUUCCAAGUUACCCCUGAAGAUUCUGUUACGGUCUCUGUUGGUGGCGACCAUUUCUUGCCAUCAGAUCUUACUGGGCCCGUCUCUGGCCAUUUUGAAAUUCCUCAACGGCUCACACCGAAGCUGGAUCUUUGGCGUGCAGAGAAACCCCCUACUGCACACUAUACUAAAGAAGACCAUGUACAACCACUUCUGCGCCGGCGAGAACCGACACGAGGUGGCGUCGACAAUUGCCGAGAUCAAGCGGAUGGGUUUUCGGGGAGCCAUCCUUACUUAUGCUCGCGAAAUUGUGGUCGACAACACGACAGAAGAGGAGAGCGGCCGGGGACUGAGGGCGGAAGAUUCCGUUUCAGAAGCUGGAUUCGAUGCUGGGAUCGACGCCUGGCGCGAGGGUGUCUUGGAAACGGCGGAUAUGCUCAGUGAAGGAGACGUCUUGGCCCUAAAACUGACUGGUGCCGGUGCCGCCGUCUCAGAGGCGCUCACUUCGAGAAAGCCACUCCCGGCGCAGAUGGAGUCAGCCCUCUCAGACGUUUGCUCUCGCGCAGUGGAACGCGGAGCACGCAUUUUCAUGGACGCUGAGCAAAUAUCAGUACAGCCUGGAAUUGAUACAGUAGCAAUGGAACUCAUGCGCUGCUUCAACACAACUGGAAGACGGGCCGUCGUCUUCAACACCUACCAAGCCUAUCUGAAGAGCACGCCGGACACCCUGGCCCAGCACAUGGCGCUAGCUCACAAAGACGAAUUCGUCCUCGGCAUCAAACUGGUCCGCGGAGCCUAUAUCAGCUCGGAGCCGCGACAUCUGAUCAACGAUACCAAGGAAGCUACAGAUGACUCUUAUGACUCUAUUGCACGAGGGCUAUUAUCACAAGUAUAUGGAGACUUUGGCAUGCCGGUUGGGAAGUCUUUCCCGAGAGCCGAGUUAUUCCUUGCAACGCACAACAAGAACAGUGUGUUGAAGGCCAACGCGCUGCAGCAAACUCGUGCCAAGGAAGGGAGGCCCUUGAUCAAGAUCCAGUAUGGGCAACUUCUAGGCAUGGCCGAUGAAGUCAGCUUCAGUCUGCUCCAGCUCGCAGACCAGGGCCCCAACGCAAAGGACUCAGGAAGUGGUGCCCCUAUAGAGGUCUACAAGUGCUUAAGCUGGGGCUCUCUUGGUGAUUGCACGUCGUAUCUCUUGCGGCGAGCGGUAGAGAACCGGGAUGCUGUAUCCCGCACAAAGUCGGAGUUUAUUGCGUUGAAGAGAGAAUUGUGGAGGAGACUUACGAGUUCUAAUUGAUCAUAGUAGAGAUGAUAGAAAUAAAAAUCGCCAUGUCAUACUCCUGUUGUAAGGUAAACGAGGACCAACAAAUUCCUUACUCUCUCCUAUCAUUUUUAUGUCUUGCGUUACAACCGACCACAAUGAUAUGUAUUGAUAGGCCGUGCUGUAUAAUUUCUGAUCGACUAAUAACCACAAUGGCAUGCCCGUGCACCACCGUCAUGAUAUCGCAUUGGCUCUCGAUCGGGAGGAUUCUCACUGCGCUGGCUUGGAAGAACGAAAAAGGUACUCACGAUCAGAUCAGUCAACGCGCGCCUCAGCCAUGGUUCAAAACAACAAGUUGAAC
This is a messenger RNA of Colletotrichum godetiae, 2056 nucleotides long. RefSeq names its product FAD-linked oxidoreductase-like protein. The coding region runs from base 313 to 1731 and encodes 472 amino acids. Gene Ontology annotation, molecular function: FAD binding; proline dehydrogenase activity. Lineage: Eukaryota; Fungi; Ascomycota; Sordariomycetes; Glomerellales; Glomerellaceae. The record is from RefSeq and is a predicted model, not a curated record. The transcript is spliced from 2 exons. Gene Ontology annotation, cellular component: mitochondrion.